AUGAGACAGCGGCAGACGUGGGUGUCCUGGCGAUGUGUGGCGCUGAAGCGGCGUCGGGAGCAGCAGCGGCGGCAGCCGCGACAGCAGGCUCGACCUCGGCUUCGCAGCGGUGCCAGCAGCGGAGACGGAGGAGAAAGUUCCUCAUUAGGACCUGGCGAGCCCAAGCCUAAUCAACGGCCCCGCGAGGCCUCUCCUGCCUCCCCGGCCGGGGAUGAAGCCGGAAGGCGGCCACACGGGGCCCAGCACAAAGGCUUGUCCCCGGGGGCCUCCGUCGCCAGCCUAGAGCUGCCCGCCGAAGCGGAGCCAGCGCCGGGGCCCUCAUCCCAGCUGGUCCCUGGGGACGGCUGUUGCCAGUCUCCCCGAGGCCCAGGGGCCCGAACGCCGAGCCCCUUGUUCCCUCGGCUACGGUGGGACCGGACAGCUGUGCAGCCUCCGCCACUCCCGGCCGUAGAGGCCUCACGGAGCACGUCUGGGGGGAGCGACAUGGAGAAAGCCAUCAAGGAAACCUCCAUUUUAGAGGAAUAUAAUAUCAAUUGGACUCAGAAGCUGGGAACUGGAAUUAGUGGUCCAGUUAAAGUCUGUGUAAAUAAAUCUACUCAAGAACAGUUUGCACUGAAAAUUCUUUUUGAUCCUCCAAAAGCUAGAAAUGAGGCCCAACUCUUUAAUUGUAAUGGAGAUGAUGGAAGGGGGAGAGCUAUUUCACAAAAUCAGCCAGCACUGGCACUUUACAGAGAAGCAAGCCAGCCAAGUAACAAAGCAAUAGCUUUGGCUCUACAGCACUGUCACUUGUUAAACAUCACUCACAGAGACCUCAAGCCUGAAAAUCUGCUCUUCAAGGAUAACUCUUUGGAUGCCCCAGUGAAGUUGUGUGACUUUGGAUUUGGCAAAAUUGACCAAGGUGACUUGAUGACACCCCAGUUCACCCCUGAUUAUGUUGCACCUCAGGUAUUGGAGGCACAAAGAAGGCAUCAGAAGGAGAAAUCUGGAAUCAUACCUACCUUGCCAACACCCUACACUUACAACAAGAGCUGUGACUUGUGGUCCCUAGGGGUGAUUAUCUAUGUGAUGUCACAUCCUCCUUUUUACUCCAAACACCACAGCCGAACUAUCCCAAAGGAUAUGCGGAGAAAGAUCAUGACAGGCAGUUUUGAGUUCCCAGAAGAAGAGUGGAGCCAGAUUUCAGAGAUGGCCAAAGAUGUUGUGAGGAAGCUCUUGAAAGUCAAACCAGAGGGAAGCCUCACCAUGAAGGGAGUAUUGGACCACCCAUGUCUCAACUCGACUGAGGCCUUGGAUAAUGUGCUACCCUCUGCUCAACUGAUGAUGGAGGCGGUGGUUGCAGGAAUCCAGCAGGCUUAUGCAGAACAGUUGGCCAACAUGAGAAUCCAGGAUCUGAAAGUCAGCCUCAAACCCCUGCACUCUGUGAGCAACCCCAUUCUGAGGAAGAGGAAAUUACUCAGCACCAAGCCAAAGGAUGGUGUUUAUAUCCAUGACCAUGAGAAUGGAGCCAAGGAUUCAAAUGUUGCCUUGGAAAAGCUCUGAGAUGUGAUUGCUCAGUGUAUUCUCCCCCAGCCUGGAGAGAAUGAAGAUGAAAAGUUGAACGAAGUAAUGCAGGAGGCUUGGAAGUAUAACCAGGAAUGCAAACUCCUAAGAGAUACUCUGCAAACCUUCAGCUGGAAUGGUCGUGGAUUCACAGAUAAAGUAGAUCGACCAAAACCGGCAGAAAUUGUGAAGCAAGUGAUAGAAAAGCAAACCAUGCUCCAUGAAUCCCAAUAA
Molecule: messenger RNA, 1773 nt
Organism: Leptonychotes weddellii (Weddell seal)
Lineage: Eukaryota; Metazoa; Chordata; Mammalia; Carnivora; Phocidae
Source: RefSeq, a predicted model, not a curated record